Delphinapterus leucas (beluga whale) is the source of this 6537-nucleotide messenger RNA. Lineage: Eukaryota; Metazoa; Chordata; Mammalia; Artiodactyla; Monodontidae. The record is from RefSeq and is a predicted model, not a curated record.
UGUCCAAUGGUUCUAUAGAUUCAACUGAUGAAACAAGUCAAAUAGUUGAACUACAAGAAUUGCUUGAAAAACAAAACUAUGAAAUGGCCCAAAUGAAAGAACGUUUAGCAGCCCUUUCUUCCCGAGUGGGAGAGGUGGAACAGGAAGCAGAGACAGCAAGAAAGGAUCUCAUUAAAACAGAAGAAAUGAACACUAAGUAUCAAAGGGACAUUAGGGAGGCCAUGGCACAGAAGGAAGAUAUGGAAGAAAGAAUCACGACCCUUGAGAAGCGUUACCUCAGUGCUCAGAGAGAAUCUACCUCCAUACAUGACAUGAAUGACAAACUAGAAAAUGAGUUAGCAAAUAAAGAGGCCAUCCUACGGCAGAUGGAAGAGAAGAAUAGACAGUUACAAGAGCGUCUUGAGCUAGCUGAGCAAAAGUUGCAGCAAACUAUGAGAAAAGCUGAGACCUUACCUGAAGUAGAGGCUGAACUGGCUCAGAGAAUUGCAGCCCUGACAAAGUCUGAUCCAACCUCUUCUACCUCAUCUGAUGAUUAUCAAUAUGUUAUGGAAGCUAAACUACAAGAAAUGAUCUCCAUACGUAGGAAGGCUGAAGAAAGACAUGGAAACAUUGAAGAACGUAUGAGGCAUCUAGAAGGUCAACUUGAAGAGAAAAAUCAAGAACUUCAAAGAGCUAGGCAAAGAGAGAAAAUGAAUGAGGAGCACAACAAAAGAUUAUCCGAUACUGUGGAUAGACUUCUGACUGAAUCCAAUGAACGCUUACAGCUACACUUAAAGGAACGAAUGGCUGCUCUAGAAGAGAAGAACGUUUUAAUUCAAGAAUCAGAAACUUUCAGAAAGAAUCUGGAAGAAUCUUUACAUGACAAGGAAAGAUUAGCAGAAGAAAUUGAAAAGCUGCGAUCUGAACUUGACCAGUUGAAAAUGAGAACUGGCUCUUUAAUUGAACCCACAAUAUCAAGAACUCAUCUAGACACCUCAGCUGAGCUGCGGUAUUCUGUUGGAUCCCUAGUGGACAGCCAGUCUGAUUACAGAACAACUAAAGUAAUAAGAAGACCAAGGAGAGGCCGCAUGGGUGUGAGGAGAGAUGAGCCAAAGGUGAAAUCUCUUGGGGAUCAUGAAUGGAAUAGAACUCAACAGAUUGGAGUGCUAAGCAGCCACCCUUUUGAAAGUGACACAGAAAUGUCUGACAUUGAUGAUGAUGAUAGAGAAACGAUUUUUAGCUCAAUGGAUCUUCUCUCUCCAAGUGGUCAUUCUGAUGCCCAGACCCUAGCCAUGAUGCUUCAGGAACAAUUGGAUGCUAUCAACAAAGAAAUCAGACUAAUUCAGGAAGAAAAAGAAUCUACAGAGUUACGUGCUGAAGAAAUUGAGAAUAGAGUGGCUAGUGUGAGUCUGGAAGGCCUGAAUUUAGCAAGGGUCCACCCAGGUACCUCCAUCACUGCCUCGGUUACAGCUUCUUCGCUGGCCAGUUCAUCUCCCCCCAGUGGACACUCAACACCAAAGCUCACCCCUCGAAGUCCUGCCAGGGAAAUGGAUCGGAUGGGAGUCAUGACACUGCCAAGUGAUCUAAGGAAACAUCGGAGAAAGAUUGCAGUGGUAGAAGAAGAUGGUCGGGAGGAUAAAGCAACAAUUAAAUGUGAAACUUCUCCUCCCCCUACCCCUAGAGCCGUCAGGAUGACUCACACCCUCCCUUCUUCCUACCACAAUGAUGCCCGAAGUAGUUUAACUGCCUCCCUCGAGGCUGAAAGCCUUGGGCUUGGCAGUGCCAACAGCAGCCAAGACUCUCUUCACAAAACCCCCAAGAAGAAAGGAAUCAAGUCUUCAAUAGGUCGUUUGUUUGGUAAAAAAGAAAAAGCUCGACUUGGGCAGCUCCGAGGCUUUAUGGAGACUGAAGCUGCAGCUCAGGAGUCCCUGGGGUUAGGCAAACUUGGAACUCAAGCUGAGAAGGAUAGAAGACUGAAGAAAAAGCAUGAACUUCUAGAAGAAGCUCGGAGAAAGGGAUUACCUUUUGCGCAGUGGGAUGGGCCCACUGUAGUCGCGUGGUUAGAGCUCUGGUUGGGAAUGCCUGCUUGGUAUGUGGCAGCCUGCCGAGCCAAUGUGAAGAGCGGUGCCAUUAUGUCUGCUUUAUCAGACACUGAGAUCCAGAGAGAAAUUGGAAUCAGCAAUCCUCUGCAUCGCUUAAAGCUCCGAUUAGCAAUCCAGGAGAUGGUUUCCCUAACCAGUCCUUCAGCUCCUCCAACAUCCAGAACUCCUUCAGGCAACGUUUGGGUGACCCAUGAAGAAAUGGAAAAUCUUGCAGCUCCAGCAAAAACGAAAGAAUCUGAGGAAGGAAGCUGGGCCCAGUGUCCGGUUUUUCUACAGACCCUGGCAUAUGGAGAUAUGAACCACGAGUGGAUUGGAAACGAAUGGCUUCCCAGCCUGGGGUUACCUCAAUACAGAAGUUAUUUUAUGGAAUGCUUGGUAGAUGCAAGAAUGUUAGAUCACCUAACAAAAAAAGAUCUCCGUGUCCAUUUAAAAAUGGUGGAUAGUUUCCAUCGAACAAGUUUACAAUAUGGAAUUAUGUGCUUAAAAAGGUUGAAUUAUGACCGAAAAGAACUAGAAAGAAGACGAGAAGCAAGCCAACAUGAAAUAAAAGAUGUGUUGGUGUGGAGCAAUGAUCGAGUUAUUCGCUGGAUACAAGCAAUUGGACUUCGAGAAUAUGCAAAUAAUAUUCUUGAAAGUGGUGUGCAUGGCUCACUUAUAGCCCUGGAUGAGAACUUUGACUACAGCAGCUUAGCUUUAUUACUACAGAUUCCAACACAGAACACCCAGGCAAGGCAGAUUCUCGAAAGGGAAUACAAUAACCUCCUGGCUCUGGGAACUGAACGGCGACUGGAUGAAAGUGAUGACAAGAAUUUCAGGCGUGGGUCGACCUGGAGAAGGCAGUUUCCUCCCCGUGAAGUACACGGAAUCAGCAUGAUGCCUGGGUCCUCAGAAACAUUACCGGCUGGAUUUAGGUUAACCACAACAUCGGGGCAGUCAAGGAAAAUGACAACGGAUGUUCCUUCAUCAAGACUGCAGAGGUUAGACAACUCCACUGUUCGCACAUACUCAUGUUGACAAGCCACUCAAAGGAGGCAGCACUGACUUGCUGUGAGUAGUUUUCCUUGGCUGACAAAAAACAAACCACCAAAAAAAACGGAACCUACAUAGACUAGUAAAUAUACACAAUACUCUUUGUUGUGGCGAAGAGUGAGAGAAGUGAGAGAAGUGAGAGAACCCCUUUGAAUUGCUAGAGAGUGCAAAGUUCUUUACAUUGUAACUCUUAAUCUAGGAUUUCCUAUCACCAUCUGUCUGCUAUGGUUUAAGGCCCAUCUGUUGGAGGCCUGUCACUAUCUUAUUACACAUCAAUGGGUUGCUACUACACUGGUUUCUACUUUCUCGUAGCACUUUAUAUUGAUGCAUAUAGCAUUUUACUGAUGAGAGUUUGGCACUUACAGAAUAACACACUUUUAAGUGAGUAUUUUAUAUAGGGGAAGUUGAAAUAGGCAAAUAGUAUUUUAGUAGGUACCCAGAGUCAAAUAGUGGCAGAAUCAGGAAAAUGAUUUGGAGGUGAUUUCACAUUAAAAACAAAAGUAUAACUGAACAAUCUGAACUUCUGGUAUGUUGUUUUUCAUCAAUGUGAUUAAUACUUGUUGAAAACGUAUAGGAAUUUUAAGUAUCUGGGGUUUACAGCAAAUAGAAACCAAGUGAAAUAACAUUAUAACAAUGGCGGACAGGACAGAAACCCAUCCUAUAAAAUCAUAAGCUAUAAGGCAUUUGUACUUCGAGAAAUACUAGUUGAUGGACUCUAAUUCCAAAUCCAUAUGAAAAUGGAAUUUUAUUGGAAACCGGUCUUAGUAAAACUGUGUCUUCAUAGAAAAUAAAUGUCAAGAACUCAUAAACAUUUUUUAAUCUACAACUGUGCUUUACCAAAAUAUUCUACCAUUUACGAUGAAUUAAAAUUUUGGAGAAACACUUUUUAGAGCAAUAUUUAGAACCAAGUAUGUGCACAGGGAUGGGGAGGGGAACAGCUCAUCUUGUGCUGUUUAUUCACUGCCUUGAACUAAAAGCUCCACACAACUUACUGUUGGUCUUUGGGGCCUUAAUAGGAGCUGAUAUGCUGCCUUAUUUGGGUCACUAUUUGAAGCUGCUGAUGAUAAAACAAAAAGCUUUCAGAUAAGAGAUUUAAUUUCAGAAUGUAAAACCCUAACAUUAAAAAUUUAAUUAUGGUAUACAAUUUGGCAUCUUAUUAGGCAUGAUCUAAAAUCUGUAAUAAUUUGGCUAAAUAAGAGGCUUUCCAAAAUACUGUUUGUAAUAGUUUCUACACAUAACAUGAUAAUUUACCAGGAACUAGAAUUAGAAUACGUCACUGAUUUACAAAUGACUACUUAAUAUGUUGAGUAGUGCUUGCUUCUUAGCUCUUGACUGAUGGGUAGAAUUACUCUUUAACUAUUUAUAAUCUGUAUUUUGUGCUUGGCAUUCUAGUUCAUAUUUCCUAGUUUUUACCAUUAAAUGGAAUAAAGGUAUUUAUUUCCAAUAAGUUAAUCUGGGACAACCAAUUUCUAUUGUGAGGAAACAUUAGCAUUUUUGUUAUUAACACAAUUCAGAACAUAUCAUUUAUCUCUUGUGUCGGGAUAGUAAUUGUGAUCUUUUCCUAAGUAUAUUAUGACUGGAAAGAAUCAGUGAUGCCACAUCACUAACCCAGAUUCUUUAUAUGUUACUGAUUAUCAUUAUGUUUUUGUCACAAUUAAACAAAGAUCUCUUUUGAAGAGCUCUAAAAUAUAUGAGUUAGAAUACAGAUCUAUUCCAUGAAAUAGGUCAACUCAACUCAAUUUAUUAAUGAGCAAGCUGUACGCUUUUCAAAAGGACUGCUGAGGUUUUCUGUGACUACCUUUGUUUAUAUUACUGCCAUACUUUCUACAAAGUUGAGCAAAUCUUAUUUAUGAACCUCGCCUGCACAAAAUUAGAGAGGAGCAAAUAUUAAUUACAUACAGCCAUUGGUUAGACCUGAGAUGAUAUCCUACCCUUAGGACAAAAGUGGGCAGGAUGCAUGGAGGUGCACCAAGAGUCGCAGAGGGAGAUUUUCCAAUCUGGGAUCUUUCAGUAAACUAAUGCUGUCCAUUACAUAUUUUAGAUGUCGUCUUUUCAGUCUACUCUACCUAAAGUGCACUACCAUCUAAGAAGAUAAGCAGUGAAAACCUUUGUGAAGACUGAAUUCUAAGGAAAUAAUCACAACUAAUGGUUUAUUAAGCUGAAAAUGUGAUUUUGGGGGGAGUCAGAUAUUAAGUUUGAUUAGUUUACUACAAUUGUAAGAAAAUGCUUAAGUCAUUUGAAUAAUAAGCAUCAUCCACAUCAUAAAUUCUGUACAACAGAUGCUUUUAUGAAAUGGAGCCACUUGUUUUUUCAUGUUUUAUUGUAAUAUACUUGGCAUUUAUGUAUUACUGUGUAUGCAUUUCUUUUUAAAUGUGUAAGUCUUAUGUAAAUGGAUAUAAAUAUGAUUUUUUUAAAAAUAAAAUAUAUGGUUCAUGGAGUCUUGAGUGCAAACAUUUGACAAUUCCAAGUACUGUUUGUAUUUUACCAUUCCACCAUUUUUACAGUUUUUGAAUUGUAACAAAUUGAUAUGUUUCCUGGAAGCAUGUUUCAUGCUUCCAACAUGUUUCUCCUUCAAGUCUGUCAAUCCUUAAAGCUGAAAACCUGCCUCUGAUCAUGUAAAAAAGAAUGAUUUAACCUGGAACUGGAGCCAAAAAUAGACCUUUAAAGGAAAUCAGGGAUGUCCUAUAUCUUUAGAAAUAGCACUGUGAUGGCUCGAUCUCCUUUUCAAUACAAAACAAAGCCAAACUGUUUACAAGAGUCAAAAGCAAUUAUUUAAAAAAAUUUAUAAAGAAAAAAAAAAUUCUCUUCUUAUUACCUAUGGACCAAGGGAAAAAAAAAAAAAAAACUUCUUUACUAAGAACCACAUGUUCAUCCAAAUACCUUGAACCUCCAGCCAGCCCUGUUCAGUGAAUGUCAACCACUGCAGAGUCUGAGGUCAUUUCCACUGGAAAAAGCAAAACCCCAGAAACCUUUCCCUUUUGUCAAUGUAAUAGGGCAUUAGCCAGACUCAUGUCUAACUAACGUUAUAUGCUCUUAGCCGAGAAGGCCUUGUUGCGACUUCCCUGAAGUCAGUCUUAUCAGAGGAAAUAAGACAGAAUGAUUAACAUAUAUAGUGUAUAAAAGUAUAGAAGAAUAACCUCUUCCCUGUGGCUUUAUUUGGUGGUGUUACUGUUGUUUAUUCUUUGUUUAUAUGGGAGAUUUCAAAGUAAAAUCUAUUUAAGAAUACCAUUUAUCUAACUGCUGAUUUUCUGCUGCUUGAUCUUAUUAACAGCAAGACCUGUCAUUAGUAAUUCCUUUUUUGUAUUUAAUUUGCUAUGUUUGCACGUACAUUACAUUUGUUUUGAUGUCAAUUUUUGUUUAACAGAUUCACUCAAAAGGUAAUGGUAACAGAAACCCUCUCCAUUGUCAAUAAACAAAAAUACUUCCA